Messenger RNA from Ananas comosus (pineapple), 692 nucleotides. RefSeq names its product nuclear transcription factor Y subunit B-3-like. The transcript has a single exon. Lineage: Eukaryota; Viridiplantae; Streptophyta; Magnoliopsida; Poales; Bromeliaceae. Gene Ontology annotation, molecular function: DNA-binding transcription activator activity, RNA polymerase II-specific; protein heterodimerization activity; RNA polymerase II cis-regulatory region sequence-specific DNA binding. Gene Ontology annotation, cellular component: nucleus; CCAAT-binding factor complex. Bases 28 to 561 code for a protein of 177 amino acids. The record is from RefSeq and is a predicted model, not a curated record. Gene Ontology annotation, biological process: regulation of transcription by RNA polymerase II.
UUGCCGAUCGCGAACGUGAGCCGCAUCAUGAAGCGGUCGCUCCCCGCGAACGCGAAGAUAUCGAAGGAAGCCAAAGAGACGGUGCAGGAGUGCGUGUCGGAGUUCAUCAGCUUCGUGACCGGGGAGGCCUCCGACAAGUGCCAGCGCGAGAAGCGGAAGACGAUCAACGGCGACGACCUCCUCUGGGCCAUGACCACGCUCGGCUUCGAGAACUACGUCGGCCCGCUCAAGACUUACCUCAACAGGUACCGCGAGACGGAGGGCGAGAAGAACGGCGCCGUCGCGUGGCAGGGCGACCAGUCCCCCGCCGAAGACGGCGGCUGCGGCAGCGGAAGCAGCGGAGGAGGCCGUAUGAACCCUGACUUCAACCACGCCGUCGGUAGCAGUGAUCACGUCGCUAUGAUGGUCUCGGGGUUCAACGGCGCCGGGUUUUACGCGACCGGGCCGGCCCCGGUGGCGGGUUCGAACCCCUCCGUCGGGGUUUAUCAUGAGAUGGGUAGGGUGCAAAAUGGAGGGGGAGAUCAAGGGAGCAAUACUAUCCGUGGAAUUCAAUGGCAGUAGCUAUAAAUUAAAGCUGGGUAUUAGUAUUACGCCAUGCACGUACGCAGACAUUUUAAUUUGUUACUUUGUUGUUUUGUUUUGUAUUGUAUUGUUUCCUUCACUAUUAAUUUAGUAAGAGUUUUGAGACUAUA